CAGUGAUUUUCGAGUUCGUAUGUAAACUUAACCGAUAAUCCAGAUGGGAGAUUCCGAAGGUAUGUACACGGUGGAUGAAGCACUAUCGACCGUCGGAUUCGGUAAAUACCAAGCUCUCUUGCUUGCUUAUGGAGGGCUGGGAUGGAUUGCCGAAGCUAUGGAGCUAAUGAUUCUCUCUCUCAUCGGAUCAUCCCUUCAAUCCGAGUGGCUUCUCUCUCCUAGUCAGAAGAGCCUGAUCUCGACCGUCGUCUUUGCCGGCAUGUUAGUUGGAGCGUAUCUUUGGGGCUUCGUUUCCGAUACUUAUGGACGCAAAAAGGGCAUUUUAGGCGUGACUACCAUUACAUCUGUCGCCGGUCUAUUAAGCGCUUUCUCUCCAAAUUACGCCUCGUUAAUAGUACUCCGUUGCGUAACCGGAGUUGGUCUCGGGGGUAUGUAUAUAUUCAACUCGUGGUUUUUGGAAUUCGUCCCUACGCCAAACCGAGGUGUCUGGAUGAUUGUGUUCUCCAGUUUCUGGACAGUUGGCACAAUACUCGAGGCUGCUCUCGCGUGGAUUGUCGUGCCAAGUUUUGGCUGGAGAUGGUUGCUCGCACUUUCUUCAGUACCUUCGUUUAUCGUACUCGUCUUAUAUUGUCUUGCACCAGAGUCUCCGAGGUUUCUAUGCGCGAAAGGGAGAAUCAACGAGGCUCGUAAUAUUCUGGAAAAAGCAGCUUCGGUUAACAGAAAAUUACUCCCGAGUGGAAUACUUGUUUCGGAUCAAAGGCAGGACGAUUCAGAAAAUACCUCUCUGCUAUCUCCAAGAACGGAUAACGCUAAAUCCGGUUCCUCGUCAUUGCUUAUACUUUUUUCUCGAAAAUUGAUUAGAACUAAUCUUCUACUGUGGUUGUUAUUCUUCGGUAAUACGUUUUCGUAUUACGGCAUUGUAUUACUGACCUCUGAACUGAGCAGUGAUCAGAGUAAAUGUGGAGGAAUCGCACUGCAUUCGCAGAAAAGCCAGAAUUCAAGCCUAUAUACAGACGUAUUUGUUACCAGCUUGGCGGAGGUCCCUGGUCUUAUCUUCUCGGCAUUGAUUGUGGACAGAGUGGGGCGGAAACUUUCCAUGGUGACCAUGUUCGUAUUAGCUUCGGUGCUGCUUCUUCCACUUUCGACCAAUCCUAACAAAGAGGUUUUGACCGUGGUGUAUCCGACGGAAAUAAGGACGAGUGCGGUCGGAAUAGCGAGUGCGAUCGGAAAAAUCGGGGGAAUGGUAUGCCCUCUAGUAGCAGUUGGUUUGGUUGAUGCAUGUCAGCAAACAUAUGCUCUAAUUAUGUUCCAGGUUAUUAUACUUGUGUCUGCACUCAGCGUUUGGUUCUCCCCAUUUGAAACAAAUGGUAUGAAUUUGUCUGAAACUCUCUAA
Molecule: messenger RNA, 1393 nt
Organism: Erythranthe guttata (spotted monkey flower)
Lineage: Eukaryota; Viridiplantae; Streptophyta; Magnoliopsida; Lamiales; Phrymaceae
Source: RefSeq, a predicted model, not a curated record